This is a messenger RNA of Electrophorus electricus (electric eel), 2693 nucleotides long. NCBI's taxonomy places the organism in Eukaryota, Metazoa, Chordata, Actinopteri, Gymnotiformes, Gymnotidae. The record is from RefSeq and is a predicted model, not a curated record.
AUGCAUCCAUCAUACCAACAUCUAUUGGGAAAUCUCUUAGUGAUUUCCAGUACCAUCAUCAGUUGGCUGGUACCAUCAGUAUCAUCAGGCUGCAGUUUGGCAGAGAAUCAGAAGACAGACGACGUCACUGCAUACACAGGAGACUCAGUACUGCUGCCCUGCUCCUGUACUGACCCACAUGCCAAACCUAAGAGUUUCACCUGGAGGAAACACAACACAAACAGAAACUCAUGGGACGUGAUCACCAGUGAGAGUGAACAGUACAGAAACAGAGUUCAGAUGGGUACUGCUCACUCUCCAGGAAAUCUCUCUCUACUCAUAUCACACCUGACUGAAGAGGAUAAGGGAUACUACAGGUGUUAUCUUAACCAGUACUAUAAAGACAUCAGUCUCACCGUUAAAGGCUGCAGUUUGGCAGAGAAUCAGAAGACAGACGACAUCACUGCAUACACAGGAGACUCAGUACUGCUGCCCUGCUCCUGUACUGAACCACACGCCAAACCUGAGAAUUUUACCUGGCAGAAAUACAACACAAGAAGACAAACAUGGGAUGUGAUCACCAGUGAGAGUGAACAGUACAGAAAUAGAGUUCAGAUGGGUACUGCUCACUCUCCAGGAAAUCUCUCUCUACUCAUAUCACACCUGACUGAGGAGGAUAAGGGAGACUACAGGUGUUAUCUUACAAACCAGAAAUAUAAAGACAUCAGACUCACCGUUAAAGGCUGCAGUUUGGCAGAGAAUCAGAAGACAGACGACGUCACUGCAUACACAGGAGACUCAGUACUGCUGCCCUGCUCCUGUACUGACCCACAUGCCAAACCUGAGAGUUUCACCUGGAGGAAACACAACACAAACAGAAACUCAUGGGACGUGAUCACCAGUGAGAGUGAACAGUACAGAAACAGAGUUCAGAUGGGUACUGCUCACUCUCCAGGAAAUCUCUCUCUACUCAUAUCACACCUGACUGAAGAGGAUAAGGGAUACUACAGGUGUUAUCUUAACCAGUACUAUAAAGACAUCAGACUCACUAUUAAAGGCUGCAGUUUGGCAGAGAAUCAGAAGACAGACUACAUCACUGCAUACACAGGAGACUCAGUACUGCUGCCCUGCUCCUGUACUGAACCACACGCCAAACCUGAGCGUUUUACCUGGGAGAAACACAACACAAACAGAAACUCAUGGGACAUGAUCACCAGUGAGAGUGAACAGUACAGAAACAGAGAUCAGCUGGGUACUGCUCACUCUCCAGGAAAUCUCUCUCUACUCAUAUCACACCUGACUGAGGAGCAUAAGGGAGACUACAGGUGUUAUCUUACAAACCAGAAAUAUAAAGACAUCAGACUCACCAUUAAAGGCUGCAGUUUGGCAGAGAAUCAGAAGACAGACGACAUCACUGCAUACACAGGAGACUCAGUACUGCUGCCCUGCUUCUGUACUGAACCACACGCCAAACCUGAGAGUUUCACCUGGAAGAAACGCAACACAAGCAGAGACACAUGGGAUGUGAUCUCCAUUGAGAGUGAACAGUACAGAAACAGAGUUCAGCUGGGUACUGUUCACUCUCCAGGAAAUCUCUCUCUACUCAUAUCACACCUGACUGAAGAGGAUGAGGGAGACUACAGCUGUUAUCUUACAAACCAGAAAUAUAAAGACAUCAGACUCACCGUUAAAGAGGCUCCAUAUAAACCUGUAAAUCCUCCUCCAGUGGACACUGACACAACAAGUCCAACAGCUUCAACUAAACCUACUACUACAAUGACGUCUCCAAAUGGUGCUCACACUUCUCCACUGUACACACGUCAUGUCAUAUUAGCUGGUGUGGGGGUUUUACUGCUGUUGAUGGGAUUAGGAGGAGUCAUCUGCUGGAGAUACAGAGUUCAGAGACGUGAACAGACGGUGAGCAGAGAGGGACAAACAGGACAGAGGAGAGAUCAGCAGACACAGGAUGAUGUGAUGUAUUCUACUGUAGCCCAAAUUAACACCACCAGACCAGCACCCAGAGCAAUGGAUAAUGGAGAUAAUACAGAAUAUGCCAGGAUCAAACUAAAUUAACAAACUUAAAUUCACACACACGGGUAUACGUGCGUGCGCACACACACACACACACACACACACACACACACACACAGGGACUUUUAUUGUAUGGUAUCUAGCCAAUGAACUGUUAUGUUCUUCUGUCUUGGUUUCAGUGCUGACUUUGUAUAAUUUGCUGUAUUUUACUAAUUAACUGCUAAUUAGUUACUUCAGGUGUGGUUUCAGACUGGCAUAAGUUAGGAAUUGUAGGUGGAGGACUAACAGUAACAGGGGCAGGACUAAGACUGAUAACAUUACAGUGUAGCCACUCCAAGAACCAGAGUACUUGGGUUUUAUUCCUUUUGGGUUCAUCUUCUGCUUGGGAAAGGAGGCUAACCGCUAAAUCUACAACUAAAAUUGUGACUCCUACAAGCAAGUACCGUUUUUGUUCUGUACAUUUGCAAAAACUAUUUGUUUUAUUGUUACAUUAUGGAUUUUUGUCAGCAGAUUGUCUUUUCUGCAUUUUCUGUAUCUCGAAGCAUUUUUGUAUAUUUAAUCUUUAAAUAGUAGCACAUUUUUCUGUUAUUAAGCAAGUCAUUUUAGAGUCAAAUGCUAACCGUUUUCUGUAUGCGUCACUUGCACUGUGAGAGUCUAUUGUUGUUUCAGAAAUAAAGAGCCAA